Messenger RNA from Rhipicephalus sanguineus (brown dog tick), 642 nucleotides. RefSeq lists its product as uncharacterized. The coding region runs from base 1 to 642 and encodes 213 amino acids. The transcript has 7 exons. Lineage: Eukaryota; Metazoa; Arthropoda; Arachnida; Ixodida; Ixodidae. The record is from RefSeq and is a predicted model, not a curated record.
AUGGGUGCGGGCUUCUUCACGUGUCGCAUGCGAUGUGCGGACGAGGCAUCAUGGAGCAGCCAGUCGCUCAGUCGGAGCGCAUCGCCUCAACGCCAGUCACCCAUCAUGACCUCUUGCUGCUUCUGCUGUGACACGCGGAACGGGUCGCUUGCCACAGCCGUCGCAUCUAUUCUGACCAGGGGCCUAACCAUUCUUGGCUACUACCUCAUGCUGACCGCGCCGCGCUACGAAAACACGCGGCUCCACAAACAGGACGAGAAAGCGCUCAUCAACCCCCAUUACGUAGCAAUAGCCAUGAUAACAGAAAGCUGCAUCGAAAUCAUCUUCUCAGUUAUCCUUCUCAUUGGUGUAAUAAAGGCCAACUACCGGUGGCUACUACCGUGGAUCGUAUGGUGCUUUUUCAACAUUCUCUAUAUUUUCGUCAUCGCCGUCAUGCAAGUGCUGGCCGCUGUGUUUGCCUCGUCGACUCACGCACUUGGGAGCGCCAUGGGAUCCUGGAUUGGAUUCUUUGUCUCUGUGUACUUCCUAAAGUGCGUACUGGCAUACUACCACACGCUGCAGAGCGAAGAGGAGCAGGAGCCGGAGCCAGAGCCGGAGCCUUUGAUCCAAGAGCAGCCGCACUGCAGCAAGAACAUCGCUUAG